AUGAAGACCCCCAACAUGAACGUGCAGGCAGAGCAGAAUGCAGCCGCAAGUACCUCCGCUCCUUCGACAACUGCUUGGACUACAGCAGCGCAGGCGCCACAGCAGAUCACCUCCUUCUUUGGGCCCGCCCACACCUCUUCUACGCAAGAGGCUCCUACUCCUGCUCCUGCUGAUCUAAAGGCAGCAGGAGCUGGAGCUGCAACAGGCGCCAACAUGACAGCCCCCGCAUCGCCUCAACAGCAGCCAGUUGCUCUCUUGCUCUCAGCAGCACGUGCGAGCACCGCAGCAGACGAGUCAACGCGCACCAGCCAAGCAUCUCAGCUGGUGGUGGACAUGGUGGACCAGGGGCCCAGCCCUUCCGUCGGCACGGAACAACGAUCCAACUUUGGUGGGCGGCAACCCGGAGCGCCUCCAUCAGGAGCAGCACCGGCGCCAGCUCCAGCACCGGUGCCAGCUUCAGCAUCGGCGCCAGCUCCAGCAUCGGCGCCAGCUCCAGCACCGGCGCCAGCUUCAGCAUCGGCGCCAGCUCUAGCACCGGCAGCAACAACGCCGACAGCGGGAGGAGCGCCGGUGGCCAACGAUGCUGCAUCCGGCGACAUGAUGUUUCCCGGAGAGACAAAGUGGGGAGAUGGGUUCGGCGGAGGUACGCCGGCACAGAACAAGGGCAAGAGGAAGAAAGGGCAGCUGGAGUUGGAGCCGCCGAACUUCCCGAUCCCCGAGCUUGGUGGUGGAAGCCAAAGGAAGCGCUACCCUCUGAAGUUUAAGGUGGAUGCGGUAAGGUACUCACAGAGGAAGAUCAAGGGGGCGCAAGGGCCGAACGGGACUGUUGGGAUAACCUACGCGUCCAGGAUCCUGAAGAUUCCAGACAAGGCGACGUUGGCGGCGUGGACGCACACGGCGGCCGAGCGUGAGGUCGUGGACUGGGUCAACGAGCUGCGUUCUGAAGGCAUCUCCGCCCGUGUUUCGACGAAGAUGAUCAAGAACAAGGCCGUCGAACUCAAUCCAAACUUCUUCGGGGAGAGGCCGGCGCCAUCCGAUCUCCAGGGCUCCCUCAAGUACAAGAACAGGCAGAACCAGUGGCGCAGAAGGUUUCUCAUGGUCUACCGCUUCUCUGUGCGAGCUGUCACCCGGCAAGGCCAGAAGCUUCCUUCUGGCUGGCCUUUGGUCGCCAUGCAGGCGAUCGAGGAGUGGAGGAGGCUGAACGGAGGCGGGAGUGGCGCUAGUGUUCCUCCGCGUCUCAAGUUCGCCUUGGCGCAGAUCGGCAAUGUGGACGAAACCCCUACGUGGUUCGAGAGCCCGGGGAAGGACACUGUGAACGCCACGGGCGAGAAGGAGAUUGCAAUCAAAACCGGCGGCAAGGAGAAGACGCGCAUCACUUCGGUCCUGACCGUGUUCGCCGACGGCAGCAAGCUGCCUCCCCUCCUCAUCUUCAUGGGCCAGCCCACUCCGAAGGGAAAGUCCCCCGCCGCCAACAGCAUCGAGCGCGAGUUCAAGAACUACAAGCACAGGAAGGGCUACGCGUACCCGCGAGGUAUGGCCUACGCCGUGGACCCCAAGGGAUGGCACUCCCAGCGGGUGCUCGACGACGUGUGGGUGCCGCAGGUGUGGAACCGGCGGCCGGGGCGGCAGGGCCGCCUCGGCGGCUCCCGUCAGCCUGACACGCUUCUGGCGUGGGACGACUACACCGUCCACAAGACGAAUGCGUCUACCAAGGCGAUGGAGGAGUCCAACACGACGCUGUUCCACAUCCCGGGAGGCCUGACUCCAAAGCUCCAGCCGUGCGAUGGCCUGGUCAACAAGCUCUUCAAGGCAAACAUGUCCAGGCUCUACGACGACCACAUGGCUUCCAAGGACGUCACGCGCAAUGACCGGGGCUACCCGGAGCCCACUUCGCGGGGUUUGGUCGCACAGUGGGCUGGCCUUCUGCUGCCCGUCGACGGGUCGGAAGACGAGGCCUGGGCCAACAUGGAGCUCCGCACCAACGCCAAGGGGGAGCCCAUCGGCGUGCCAUCGGACGCUGCGGACAAGGCUGACUCGUCGUCCGGAGGCGAGAACUUGCUGGAGGUGUUGGACAUCGACGAUGGUGACGACACGGGCGUGGUGGUGGUGGACGUGAGCAGCGACGAGGGCGAGGGGCUGUGAUCAUCGGCAGCAAUGCUGGUGUUGAGAAAAUGACUUGUGGUGUCCUUCUCAUGUUUCCUCGGGUUUUUCCUGGCGUACCUUUCUGUUCCUUCCGUCGUCUUUGAGUGGGUGUGAAGAAGCUGUCGGCUGUUUUCUUCGCCGCGUGGAAUGCAACGUUGAUGUGUCUCGUAUUCAGUGUAGAAUUGCGGUUUAUGGUCGUUGAUUCUUGUUCGUGGUGUCUUUGCGUAGCUCUCUUUUCGUCGUACCCAAAGCAAGGCAAGCAGCAGCAAACGUUUUUGUGAGGGGGGCAGGAAGGAUGGCUCACGCAGUCUGUGGCCACCGCCAAUCAUCGUAUCGGUCGAGGUACCUUCGAUUUUUUAUUUCUUCUUGCUCGACUCAAGCCCGUAUUAUGUUUCAAACUUUUUUGGCGAUGAGAGGGUUGAGUUAUCGCCGAGGUCAUGUGCUCAGGAGUUUCGUCAUCUCGGUUGUUUUUCCACGCCCCUUUAGGUAGGUCCCUACACUGCACGUGUAUCGCGGCAGCAGCUCGGCCGAGACGGCGGGCCCAGCCUCACGUUCAGCGAGGGCAGGCGGGGGGGGGAGCAAGAGGGAUUUUGGUGAGAGAGCACCCCGACGUUCUCCUCAGUCAUGCGGUGUGAGGGUGUCAUUGUUGUUGUCUUUCGUUCGUCAAAUUCUCACCAUACGUGGAACACGCUUGGAUUUCAGUUCAGGUGGCGGCGACCGUGUUUUUUUGGUCGCUUCGCGCAACCUGGCCUCGUUUGGUCUCUCACUCUCUUUGCUCUCUCUAAUCUCACACACACAUCUGUUGUUGUGUUGUCCCAAUCGGCAGAUCUCCCUGGCCUAUCUUACCGCCGCCCGCACGAGUUGGAAGACACCGGGCGGCCGAGAGAGCUGCUUGAGGCGCAGUGCAUGCCUAUCCCCCGAGGUUACCAACGCUCAAGGUGUUGGUGCGUGAGAUUGGAUCUCAUGUGCUUAUUUUGCCCAGAAAACUGAACUUCUCCCCUCAUAUCAAUAUCAGCUCCAAGACCAAGCAGUUUGCCAAAAUGCGUAGGAGCUCCAAGAUCUAUCCUUGUUUGCCCCAGAAAACAAACUUCUCCCAAGACUUCAGCUCCAAGAUCGCCCCUAAAGCUAGGCUUCUCCCCUGGCUUAAGGUCCAGC
This is a messenger RNA of Ectocarpus sp. CCAP 1310/34, 3297 nucleotides long. The record is from the annotation of a GenBank genome assembly. Lineage: Eukaryota; Phaeophyceae; Ectocarpales; Ectocarpaceae.